Hevea brasiliensis (rubber tree) is the source of this 790-nucleotide messenger RNA. RefSeq lists its product as uncharacterized. NCBI's taxonomy places the organism in Eukaryota, Viridiplantae, Streptophyta, Magnoliopsida, Malpighiales, Euphorbiaceae. Bases 189 to 743 code for a protein of 184 amino acids. The transcript has a single exon. The record is from RefSeq and is a predicted model, not a curated record.
GAAGUUGUCCAAUUAGAGACAACUGAGAUGGCAACUUCCAUGAUGAGAGGAAGAAGAGAGAACUGAUAUGAGAAGGCAACUUCCAUGACAAGUUCUUGGUUAGUCUUUAAAUACAGGUUAAAUGGACUAGUGUCUUUACUCAGAAAAGAGAUCAGACUAAAACAACCCACAAAGAUUGAUUUUGUAAAAUGGAAAUAGCCCAAGCCUUUGAUAUUUUUCCUCUAAAUGAUGCCCACUUCCCACCUUUCUUGGGCAAAAAUGAAGAAGAUGAGACUAUGCUACUCUUAGAUGCUGCAUUUGCAGAAGAAUUGCAGUUCCAGGAGGCUUUGAAGGCCUCUCUGAUCACUUGUCAAAUGCCAACUUCUGGGACAAGUGCCAAGCCAUCGGUUCAUGUGGAAGUAAGAGGAGAAUCCUCUAUGGGUUUCUGCGAAAAUUGCCUGGGGAAAAAAGAAAAUGAUCAGCUGAUCAAGAAUGGGAACUGUCGUCACCCAAUUUGCUUGGAAUGUAUAAGCAAGCAUGUGGAGGCAAAGAUCAAAUUGGGCAUGAAGACUUUUACAUGUCCAGGCUUGAACUGUGAAUGUGUCUUACAAUUGGAGACAUUUAAGAAUGUUCUCUCGAAGGAUGUGCUCAACCUGUGGGAAAAGGCACUGUCUACGAAGCUGGUUCCAAAACUUACUUGCAGGUCAGUGCAUUUUAUAGUUGAAAAUGCAGCAUUUACUUGGGUUGGUUUUUGGUGUUGGUAGUGAUGUUAAUUAGUAUCGUUUUAUUCGGAUGAGCUAGAUCUUGUUGA